AUGGAGCCAUCUGGGUCCCAGAGGCAUGGGGCCGAGCCCAGCUGGUGGGGUAGCGCCCCCCAGUACCAGUACAUGCCCUUUGAACACUGCACCAGCUAUGGACUGCCCUCCAAGAGUGGCGGCCUGCAGCACAGGCUCCGGAGGGAUGCAGGCUCCCGUCCCAACGCCCGCCCCACACAGAUCUAUGGCCAUCACAAAGCGCAGUUCUCAGACAACGAGCAGGACACGGGGAUGCCCAAGACGAUGGACUCCAGUGCUUCCAUGGACAGCACGGAAGAGGAUCACUAUUCUAAAUGUCAAGGUUGUAUCCACCGUCUGGGACUCGUGAUGAGAAGAAAAUUAGGGGAAGACUGGAUCUUUCUGCUGCUUCUGGGGCUGCUUAUGGCUCUGGUUAGCUGGUGCAUGGAUUAUGUCAGUGCCAAAACCCUUCAGGCCUACAAGUGGACCUACUACCAGAUGCAGCCCAACCUGCCUCUGCAGUUCCUGGUCUGGGUCAGCUUCCCACUCAUCCUCAUCCUCUUCAGUGCCCUCUUCUGCCACCUCAUCUCUCCCCAGGCUGUCGGCUCUGGAAUCCCUGAAAUGAAGACAAUACUUCGCGGGGUUGUCCUGAAGGAAUAUCUCACCCUCAAGGCCUUCGUGGCCAAGGUUGUGGCCCUGACUGCGGGGCUGGGCAGUGGCAUCCCUGUAGGGAAAGAGGGCCCAUUUGUCCACAUUGCCAGCAUCUGCGCCGCUGUCCUCAGCAAGUUCAUGUCCGUGCUCUGUGGGGUGUACGAGCAGCCAUACUAUUACACUGACAUGCUGACCGUGGGCUGUGCAGUAGGAGUCGGCUGUUGCUUUGGGACACCGCUUGGAGGAGUGCUGUUUAGCAUCGAGGUCACCUCUACCUACUUCGCCGUGAGGAACUACUGGCGAGGAUUCUUUGCAGCCACGUUCAGCGCCUUUGUUUUCCGAGUGCUAGCCGUGUGGAACAAGGAUGCUGUCACCAUCACAGCUCUCUUCAGAACCAAUUUCCGAAUGGAUUUCCCCUUUGACCUGCAGGAGCUCCCAGCCUUUGCAGCCAUCGGGAUUUGCUGUGGUUUCCUGGGAGCUGUAUUUGUGUACCUGCAUCGCCAAGUCAUGCUUGGUGUCCGAAAGCACAAGGCCCUCAGCCAGUUUCUGGCGAAGCACCGCCUGCUCUAUCCUGGAAUUGUUACCUUUGUCAUCGCCUCCUUCACCUUCCCACCAGGAAUGGGACAAUUCAUGGCUGGAGAGUUGAUGCCUCGCGAAGCCAUCAGUACCCUGUUUGACAACAACACGUGGGUAAAGCAUGAAGGGGACCCUGAAAGCCUGGGCCAGUCAGCUGUGUGGAUCCACCCAAAAGUCAAUGUCGUCAUCAUCAUCAUCCUCUUCUUCAUCAUGAAGUUCUGGAUGUCCAUCGUGGCCACCACUAUGCCCAUACCCUGCGGAGGCUUCAUGCCUGUGUUUGUGCUCGGAGCUGCAUUUGGAAGGCUGGUAGGAGAGAUCAUGGCCAUUCUUUUCCCAGAUGGUAUCUUAUUUGAUGACAUCAUCUACAAGAUCCUACCUGGGGGCUAUGCAGUAAUUGGAGCAGCAGCGCUGACUGGUGCAGUAUCCCACACAGUCUCCACAGCCGUGAUUUGCUUCGAACUAACGGGUCAGAUCGCUCACAUCCUACCCAUGAUGGUGGCUGUUAUCUUGGCCAACAUGGUGGCUCAGAGCCUGCAGCCCUCCCUUUAUGACAGCAUCAUCCAGGUCAAGAAGCUACCCUACUUGCCUGACCUUGGUUGGAACCAGCUCAGCAAAUUUACAGUCUUUGUUGAGGACAUCAUGGUACGGGACGUGAAGUUUGUUUCAGCUUCUUGCACUUAUGGGGAGUUGCGAAACUUGCUCCAGACCACCACAGUCAAGACUUUACCACUGGUCGAUUCAAAAGAUUCGAUGAUCCUGCUGGGCUCCGUGGAGCGUUCAGAACUGCAGUCCCUUCUGCAGCAUCACCUGUGUCCUGAACGGAGGCUGCAGUUAGCCCAGGACAUGGCAAGGAAGUUGUCAGAGCUGCCCUUCGACGGGAAGGUGCGGCAGGCUGGGGAGGGGCGCCGUGGCGUCCAGGGUCGACCUGAGUCUUUUGCCUUUGUGGAUGAGGAUGAAGAUGAGGACCUCUGUGGGAAGCCCGAGCUGCCUCCUCUUCCUCCUCCUCACUCCUUUCCUACUGCUCCACUGCCCCCCGAAGAGCCCAACGGGCCCCUGCCCGGCCACAAACAGCAGUUGGAAGCACCGGAGCUUGAAGGUCAAAGACCCUCCAUCUUUCAGUCCCUGCUGCGCUGCUUGCUGGGCAGAGCUCGCCCCACAAAGAAAAUGACCCAGGAUUCAGAGGAUUUAGUGGAUAACAUGUCACCUGAAGAGAUUGAGGCCUGGGAGCGAGAGCAGCUGAGCCAGCCUGUCUGUUUUGACUCUUGCUGUAUCGACCAGUCCCCCUUCCAGCUGGUGGAGCAGACGUCGCUGCACAAGACUCACACGCUCUUCUCCCUGCUCGGCCUCCACCUUGCGUAUGUGACCAGCAUGGGGAAGCUCACGGGGGUGCUGGCCUUGGAGGAGCUGCAGAAGGCCAUUGAGGGGCACACCAAGUCUGGGGUGCAGCUCCGCCCUCCCCUUGCCAGCUUCCGGAGUGCAACUUCGACUCGAAAGACUCCUGGGGGCCCACUCCCUGCUGCAGAGGCCUGGAGCCUGCCUCAGGAUGGAAGUGGGGCCACUGGGGCAGGGGAUGUGGCCCCUGCCUCCCCAGAGACCUCUGUGCCAUCCGCCUCCCCAGAGGCCCCUCUCUCCUGGGCUCCGGCCAAGGCAGAGAGUGAGCUGGAGGAACUGGAGCUGGCGGGGGCUCCGGGGCCGGAGGGGGAGCUGGCCGACAUCCUGCAGGGCCCCAGUCUGCGAUCCACCGAUGAUGAGGAUGAAGAUGAAAUGGUCCUCUGAGCGCCUCCCAGACCGCCGCAUAAAGACCAUCCAGAGAGCCAGGCUAGAGGGUGGACCUGUGUGGAAGAGGGUAUUUCCUGAAGCCGGAGAGAUCGCACCGAUAUCCGGCCUCUGCUAGGAAUUUUAAAAUGUCAUCCUGAUCGUGUUGGAGAAGGAGCCAGAAUCUGGGCAGGAGUAGCCUUGGUCAAUCAUUUGGGCGUGUCCCCCCGUCCCCAGACAGGCGGUGGUUGUAACCCCUGCGAAGGGCCCCUGGUAGUCCACGGGCUUCUUGAGUUUGCCUGUGUGCGGGUGGGGAAUGCCUGCCUCUGCCUGGCCCCCCUCACUCCCCCACACUCCCCAGUGUUCUUGUCCCAGUGUCUUCCUGGCCUUGCCCAUCCCCUGUCAGUUUCCCCGGGGGCGGGCGGGGUUAAGGCAGGCCCAGGAUGACUGGUCCUGCCAGUGCCAUGUGGGAGGAGGAGACGGGGUCACCUCAUGGCCUCAUGGACUGAUGACACCAGAGUGUACCUGCGAACUGUCCACAGCCCCUUCUCUCAGAGCCCCCCACCCCGUCCUCCACUUGCCCACAGCCAUUCCCUGAAAUUUGCCUCCAGACUCCAUCCUGGCUCCCACUAUGCCAUUACUAGGGCGGGGAAAGGCCAAUCCCACUUGCCCCUCCUUUGUCCUCCAUUUAAGCAGUGAGGCAUGGAUAAAGAGCCUGUGGGGAACAGCCUGGAAGAGGAAAGGUCGCAGGAAGGCUCUGUGUGAAAGGGGCAGUACCCAACAGUCCUGCGGCCAAUGGAUUUACUUAACUCCCUCUGGCAGAAAUGCCUCCCAUCUCACAUCACAGCUUCCAGUUUCCAGGCCACUGCCUCUCCGCUGUAGUCCUUGAUCUGUCCUGCCCAAGGGUCAGCUCUGCCCUUGAGGUGCUCUAGCUGGGGCUUCUCCUUCCAAGAGUGGGAGCUCAGGGCAGCUGGGCCACUGGUUCACCCAGAGACUAUACCUUCUUAGGGACUGGUUCUUUGUGUUUCUCUUCUAGGGGUUCAGCGUCAAGACGGCAGACCUUUUUGAGGCUUCCCACACCUGGGAAGUCAGAUCCUUAUCGUCCCCAAACCAGCGACAGGGAGACUGCCAUCACCCUGCCUUUUCUAUAAGCGGUCCCAGGUGCUCUGAGCGGCCAGAGACCCUUGCUCCCACCCCCAGGGCUUUUGUCCAUCCCUUCUUUUAUGGCUCGUUUAGUUCUGCAGUUGUGCCCCCUCCCCAGCAUUCUCCUCCUUCCCCACCCUGUGCCCGGCCUCCAUCAUCCCCCAAAUAAGACACUCAUAGCCGAAGGUGCCACCACGUCGUUUAGUGCCAUUGAACACAGCCCGGAGCCCUCUCCAGCGAUACAGCCCUUCCGCCUCCCCAGGCCAAGAGAGAGAGGCUGUAGCCUGGGGAGGGGGGCUGGCAGUGGGCCUUCGAGCCCAAGCCCAUGUGUAUAUAAUCUAUAAUAUUUAUAUAUAUAUUUAUAUAGAAUUCUCUCUGUAAUAUAUGUCAUAGAAUCUCUCUUGGGCUUGGGGUGGAAAUGUCACAUUAAGAAAACAUGCUAAGACUGGCCAUAAAAAUGGAUAUUCCCUAGACCUGGAAGACGGAGUAUGGGAUGUACAGGUGGGGGUGAGAAGAGGUAAUAAACUCAUUCACCAAGA
Aethalodelphis obliquidens (Pacific white-sided dolphin) is the source of this 4622-nucleotide messenger RNA. RefSeq names its product chloride voltage-gated channel 1 (gene CLCN1). Gene Ontology annotation, cellular component: plasma membrane. The record is from RefSeq and is a predicted model, not a curated record. Lineage: Eukaryota; Metazoa; Chordata; Mammalia; Artiodactyla; Delphinidae. The transcript is spliced from 23 exons. Gene Ontology annotation, molecular function: voltage-gated chloride channel activity. Bases 1 to 2961 code for a protein of 986 amino acids. Gene Ontology annotation, biological process: transmembrane transport; chloride transport.